ACAGUAACAGCAGCAAGAACAGCAACAGUAGUAGCAGCAUCUAAUAGCAAAAGCUGUAGCAACGGUAGCAACAACGUAAGUUUAAUUAAAGCAGCAAGGAAGCAGUAUCAGCAGCAGCAGGUACAGGUGUGGGAGGUGUGUUGGAGGGGUCGAGGGGGAGCACGCCUCACUAUUCUCAGUCUCACACUGGUGUUGAUUGUUGCUGUGUUAGCGAUGCCGAGGUGUUGGGGCAAAACUAAGCCGCUUGCGGCGCCGGGGACGGCACUCCAACCGCAGGGACUGUGGACAGUGGGCAGAGAUCUGGCGGGGGAAGGCGGAGGAGACGAGGAGGAGACUAAGGAGAAGGACCUACUGCACCGGCCGCUUCUGCUCAUCAGGAUAACACUUAGCCUGCUGGGCAUCGUGCCUUACAGCUACAACAGCGAUACCCACCGAUAUGUUCUUAACUGGCGUAGUUGGGCUGGCCUCCACACCAUAGGAGUGUUCCUGUGGCUUUGCGCCCUUCUUGUCUCCACCUCUGUCGGUAUUGUGAGGGUGUUCGUGCAGUCGCAGUUCCUGCAGGAGUCUGGCAACCACGAACUGGAACUGAUGGGCGUCGUCAUUAUCGUCGGAUGUCUCCUGAAUGCCUGGGUUGAAGUCAUCAAUGUCAUCAUUCUGGGGCGCUCCCUGUGUAAUUUCCUCAACCUGUGGCAAAUGUUCAGCGCCCGCACCUCCCUCGACCCCACCAGGAGGCUCAGGUUCGCCUCCUGCGUCUACGCUAUCUUCCUCUACGCCUUCGUCUUCGCAGUGUUGGUUGUGGCAGUUCUUGGCCCAUCGGACAUGCUUAUGGGAAUUGUUGAUCUCCUGACCCAAGUCCUGUUUCUCGUGUCUCCUCAGUGGCUUGCCCAGGAGACCCUUGCCGUCCAGGUGGUGCGUGUGGUGGUGGCGCUUGUAGUCUGUCACCUCUACAUGGUCUACAAAGGUUCACUCUUCCUCUUCGUGUCCAUCUGUCAUAUGCUACACAACGUCCUAGAGGGAUGGAGGAACCAACUCUCUCACACUCUCCAUGUGGCAUGGCAGGACGCUGGCCUGGACCAUCUGGAACAGCACAGCUCCUGCCAGGUGGUGCAGCUGGACCAGCUGGUACAGAGUCACUGCCAGGUGGUGAUGAUGGUGCGCAAGACUGAGACAAUCUUCUCCUCCACGCUCCAGUGUUUUUAUGCUACACAGGUGGUGACACUGUGUCUGGAGCUGUACUUAGUAGCCUACCGUAUAGGUGUGGGCACUGGGUACUAUGGGCACGAGGCAAUUUGGCAAGCCAUCAUCAUCAGCCAGACCUGCAUCGUCUUUUUUCUGGUUUCCCUCAAAGCUAGCAGAGUGUGUGAAGAGGCUGAGAGGUGCGUGGAUGUCCUCCGUCAUGGCCUACCUUACACCGCCUCAGACAAGGAUAAAUUCCACUUUGGGGAGCUGACAGUGGCGCUGACGUCGUCUCCCAUUUGCAUCAGCGGAGGCCGGUUCUUCACUAUUAACAGGCCCUUUAUCAUCACCGUGGUGGGGGCGGUGUUAUCCUACUUCGUCAUCGUCCUGCAACUUAAGUUACCAUCAGCAUCGAGUGUAAAGCAGAACUUGGCGGCCCUCAACACCACCACCUUCAACCACACGCUCUAGUACCAAGCUUUCUGCUACAAAAUAUUUCGUGCAAUACAGGAGCAGAUCUGCACUUGUAGUGUCCUGUCUUUAGCAUAUAAAUAAAUGUAACAACAGCAACUAAAUACCGAUGGUAGGGACACUUAAGGAUGUGGCUAUAGUACGACAUACCCCAAGUACAGAAUUAAACACAUGUGCAACAUCUGGGUGUCUUUAUUUGUAGACGUUUCGCCAUCCAGUGGCUUUAUUAAUACAAUAAAAGGACAUAAUGUGAAGAUUGUAGAACUACGUACAGAAGAUGAGGUAAUCAGUCCCUCAGCCUUAGAGUUGGUGAAGAGCACCGUAGUUUUGAAAAAUCAGAAGCACAGGUAGUAAGAUUGUAGCUUAUAUAGUGGCGUCAGGUAUUACCCUGUGCUAGCGAAAAGUAACGUUUAGUUCUUACUCGUAUUUAAAUGUUAGUGUGACUAAAGGUGCAGUAAAUUGUAAGAACACAUUCUCUGGUGUAGGCUGAUCAUUUAUAAAUAAUGCUGAUUGAACGUUUAAUACUUUUAGCCCUCAAGGAGACACUGUAUCAGUCCUAUGGGUUUAGCGUCUCCUUACGGUUGUGACGAAUGGUUUUGAAAACCGACAAGUUGAAGAUUGAGACACUGAUGCAACAUAUGGGAAUCUUUAUUGAGGAAACGUUUCGCCGCAUAGUGGCUUUAUCAGUCCAAUACAAAGUAGAAAUGUGUAAGGAGAGGAGUAGUUUGAGGUAAUCGGUCCCUCAGCCUGGAGUCGAUGUGUUCAGUCCAUCAAUCUUGUAGAAUGUACAGCAUAGGGCCAGAGAGGUGGCUUAUAUACUGCAGUCAGAUGAGUCGAAGCAGGAGGAGGCGGGACCACAGUGGGACCUGCCACUAAUGUAAGUAGGUCGUCGUCCUAAGGAUGGACAACCGUUGAAGUCUUUGUAUAUAAGCCACCUCUCUGGCCCUAUGCUGUACUUCCUGCAAGUGAUGGACUGAACACAUCGAUUCCAGGUUGAGGGACUGAUUACCUCAUACUCCUCCUCUCCUUACCCAUUUCUGCUUUGCAUUGGACUGAUGAAGCCACUGUGUGGCGAAACGUUCCUUCAGUAAAGAUUCCCACAUGUUGCAUAAGUGUCUCAAUUCUCCAAGUUGUCGGUUUUCAAAACCAUUCAUCAUUUCUACUUUGUAUUGGACUGAUGAACCCACUGUGUGGCGAAACGUUUCCUCAAUAAAGAUUCCCAUAUGUUGCAUAAGUGUCUCAAUCUUCAUCUCCUUACGGUUUUAAUUUUAAUAACAGUGACAUUGAGUAUCAGGCUGCGGGAAGUGCAUACCAUUUUCAGGCUAUAUGUAAUUUGAUAUCUUGCCCUUGUGUAUACAUGGCUCUUAAUGUGUGGGAACAUUACUCGGAAGAUAAUGUAGUUAGGAGUCAACGAUAGUUUGUGUAAGUUCUAGUUAGGAGCCCCUUUCUUGGCAUGGGAGAAAUGAUGUGAUAGACUGGGGACUGUGUAAGGUAGUAUAACAUCAAGAUUAAUAGGCUGGGGACAGUGUAAGAUUGUCAAAAAGAUGUGAUAGGCUGGGGACAGUGUAAGAUUGUCAAAAAGAUGUGAUAGGCUGGGGACAGUGUAAGAUUGUCAAAAAGAUGUGAUAGGCUGGGGACAGUGUAAGAUUGUCAAAAAGAUGUGAUAGGCUGGGGACAGUGUAAGAUUGUCAAAAGAAUGUGAUAGGGUGGAGAUAAUGUAAGGCAGUAAAAAGAUGUGAUAGGCUGUGUACAAUAUGAAGUAGUAAAAAAAAGAUGUGAUAGGCUGGGUACAAUAUGAGGUAGUAAAAAAAAGAUGUGAUAGGCUGGGUACAAUAUGAGGUAGUAAAAAAAGAUGUGAUAGGCUGGGUACAAUAUGAGGUAGUAAAAAAAAGAUGUGAUAGGCUGGGUACAAUAUGAGGUAGUAAAAAAAAGAUGUGAUAGGCUGGGGACAAUGUGAGGUAGUAAAAAAAAGAUGUGAUAGGCUGGGUACAAUAUGAGGUAGUAAAAAAAAGAUGUGAUAGGCUGGGUACAAUAUGAGGUAGUAAAAAAAAGAUGUGAUAGGCUGGGGACAAUGUGAGGUAGUUAAAAAAGAUGAUAGGCUGGGGACAAUAUGAGGUAGUAAAAAAAAGAUGUGAUAGGCUGGGGACAAUGUGAGGUAGUAAAA
Molecule: messenger RNA, 3811 nt
Organism: Cherax quadricarinatus
Lineage: Eukaryota; Metazoa; Arthropoda; Malacostraca; Decapoda; Parastacidae
Biological process (GO): chemosensory behavior; sensory perception of taste; male courtship behavior
Cellular component (GO): dendrite; membrane; neuronal cell body
Source: RefSeq, a predicted model, not a curated record